Molecule: messenger RNA, 4311 nt
Organism: Aethina tumida (small hive beetle)
Lineage: Eukaryota; Metazoa; Arthropoda; Insecta; Coleoptera; Nitidulidae
Gene: bbx
Product: myb-like protein P
Exons: 4
Coding region: 468-2186 (572 amino acids)
Biological process (GO): regulation of transcription by RNA polymerase II
Cellular component (GO): nucleus
Molecular function (GO): RNA polymerase II transcription regulatory region sequence-specific DNA binding; DNA-binding transcription factor activity, RNA polymerase II-specific
Source: RefSeq, a predicted model, not a curated record
GAAUUUUUAUAAUAAGAAACGAAAUUAUAGACGAAUUCAAAAUAAAUGGAACUAUUUUAUGUUAAUUAUUAAUUUCCAACUCGAUUAGAGACUGACAGCACAUUUGUCAACCGCGCAGGCGAAUUCGACCAAUGGCACAGUAGGUGGACGAUACAGAGUGGGGAACAGCUGACAGCCUAAACACAAACAGACAUCUUGAAAAUACGGUCGGCGGUUCGUUAAAAUGUUGUGUAGAAGUCUAAUAUGACAGGAAGAAUAAAUUUGAGUGUUUUCCGUCAAUUUUUAAUUUAUUAACGUUGUUUUUUAUUAUGUGUUUUGGUGUAAUCAUUCAAGAUUUCAGGUGCAAUUUCGAUUGUGACGUCAUGUGAUAUAUUCAUGGGUAUUAGAUAUAAAGGUGCCAAUCACAUGUGAUUUUGGAAAAUUUUCCACGUUCACGUCAGAAUCGAACGAAACUAAAACUUAAAACAAUGAGCUACUUAUCAAUACAAAAUAAUAAUUUCAAUAAUAUCAAUCAGCAUGAAUCGUACCUGACAACAAAUAACACCAACAACAUUCACAUGGCCGACGAUACACGAAUGGACGAAUCAACCUCAGACAACAACAAUCAAGUCAACGACGACGGCAAAAAUGUUAACGAGGUGUGGAGCAAAUACAACUUCAAACCCAACAAAAUACCGGUCGAACAGACCGACUAUUCGAAAAUGAGUUGGGGUUCGAAUGUCACCUAUGCACCGGAAGUGCCGGUGAAACAAGAGCAGCCUGAUGAAGCGAUGGCGCCGCGUACGGAACCGUACGAGGAAGAGCACGCCGAAGAGGAACGGAACGCGAAGAAGACGGGCGAGAAAGACGAUUCGCCGUCUCAUCAUGCGCGACGCCCCAUGAACGCGUUCUUGAUAUUCUGCAAAAAGCACAGGCCGGUGGUCAGGGUCAAAUACCCCAAUCUGGAGAACAGGGGCGUCACCAAGAUAUUGGGGGAGUGGUGGGCGCAGCUGGACAACAACGAGAAACAACCCUAUACAGAUCUCGCUAAAAAGUACAAAGAUGCAUUUUUACACGCCAACCCAAACUUCAAAUGGUACAAACUACCGGCUCCUCCACUCCGCACAUUAUCGACGAGGCCGUUACAGCAGAAGACGUCGACGCCCCAUUACAGUCCCUCCAUCGUCGAUACGCCGACGAGUAACCACAAUCACCAACAGCUCACGCCAUCGCUCUCCACGUCGGAGUUCACUCCGGGCAAGUUGGCCGACGAAUCCCAACUCGGCAGCCUAACAUCUCUUAUGAACAACAACUAUUCUACCUCCAAAGAGAAUUCCGAUUGUUUCGAUAAUAAAGAGGACAACAAUAACGAGUCUGUAGGUUACGAGGAUGCCAACACUAGUCCCACUGUAUUUACGGAACCCGUUACACCAAUGAAACCUGUAAAGAAGGAAAAUAAUUGCGAAAGUCAAAAUGUUGAGUGUGUUAAACGCAAUAUACUGGAUGGCAGCAGUGCCGGAAUGGACGAUUUGACACACCAAGAUCUAGUCAACCAAGUCGUUGAUAGCUGUUUCAUAAAACAAGAAGACGACGAGUCUAGUUUGAACGGAGUCAGAAAGUCGGACAGGUCGUGCAAGGGCAAACGCUACGAGAAGUUCAUGGUCGAGAACAAAUUGUACGGCCACAAAAAGGAACCGAAACUCACCCAGCAGAGAUCCAAGUACGAAACCAGAAUGGAACUUAACCAAACCUGCGACACACCAAAGAUGGACUUGCAUAACACCAUAAGACGUCUCGCCGAACGCACCAACGUCAAAGUGGAAAUCCACGACGAACCCAAGCCCGACAAGAUUACGUUGGAUGUGAAACGCGAACGCACAAUUUCCGAAAACUCCGACGCAGAUAGAACGGCCACCAACGACUUCAACUUAGACUUAAAAAUAUCGAGGCUUCCGUCGCUCAGCUACGACACGUUCAUAGCCCGCAAACGAGAGAACAAGAAGCGCAAGAACCGCAGCAAAGCCGAACCGUCAUCGUUCGAACAAUCGAAGGUGCACAAAGCUGACAAGGAGCAACCGAUCGGGUCCAAAAAACGCAAAAACAAAUCCAGCAUCACGCACCUGAACAACGUCGACUGUAAGUCGCAUAACGACUUGUCGGGGCUGGCCACCCUCGCCGAAGUGGCUGCCAUCACCGAGAAAAUGUAACGGGAAAUCUCAGUUUAGUAUUACAGGUAAGACGAUGUAAAGUUGUGCGAACGCAAAGAUUUAUCCAGAGAUUUAUUUACAAUAUUAUGCAGCUUUAAAGUGUCUUUUUAUGGUUUUCCUAAUCUUUUUAUUUUUUAAAUGGCCUAGGUAUGCUUUUUAUUAACUUAUACAAUGAAACUAUACAUUUAUUUUUUUAUACAAUAUGAUAUUAUGUGUACUCAUCACUUAACGAAAAUUUGGUAAAUGUUUGCGUUCCUAGACUGUACUCUACUCAUAACCACCGUUGCAAUGUCAAAAUAGUCAAUUAUUUUUGUUCAAACAAUGAACACGGGUUAUGCAUGUGAUUUUCAUCGGUGGUUAUUAAAAUUAUCAAGUGGUUACUACAAUAAUAAAAAUAGUUUAAGAAAUAUUAUAUUUAUUUUCACAGCAGAGAGUAUUUAUGCACUUAAAUCUAACAUGUUAACUGAUGUAGUGCCGACUUGAUAACACGUUUUAGUAUGUCUGAUAUUCCAUUAAUGACAAUUUAUCAAUAUAAUUAAAAUGUAUGUGCCUGAUUAUAGUAACUUUAUAAUAUGAAACACCUAUACAUCAUAAUAUAUUUUGUUUGAAUAGAAACAUAUUGAGUGUUUCCAAUAAGGUGACUUAAAUAAUACACCAAAUAGAUUUAUCUUGUAUCCAUUAAUCAAAAAAAUAUAUUAUGUGAACUGAAUUUCUAAAAAUGUUAAAGCCUUAUCAGUCUAUUAAGUUUAUGUUAAUUUUUAUUUAUUUAAGAGAUAAACAUUGCAACGGUCUCUUUUAAAGAAUUCGUAUUGUAUUGACAAUAAAAGUGUCCCUACGUUGUUUUAUUUAAAUCCAAUGCAAUGAUUUGUCUCAGUUAUAUUUUAUUCUUGUGAUGACCCUUAAUAGUUGUAAUGUUUGUUUGUGUAUAUUGUCGUUAUGUUUGUAUUUGUUAUGUUUUUAACUAUAUCUUUCUAAUCAUAAAAUAUACCAAAUAAAAAUUUAUUAUGUAAUAUUUAUAGUUGUAUUUUUAUAUAUAUAAAAUAUGUAUAUUUUAACUAUCUGUUAUAUGCAAUAAUUUUAGUGUUGUUUUACGAUCUGAUGUUGGUUUAAAAGGAACUCUCAAACUUCCACGAGGUUGAUCCAUUCCAAUUUUUAAUACAAACGUGUUUCCGUGUGAUUUUUUACUUUUAUAAAUUGUUGAAUACUCUUUUUACCGAUUAAAACGCUGCGUCUUUCGAAAAGAGAAAGAGAAAUGUCUCUAGAGCUUUAUUGGACCACUCUGUAUAAUUGGAAUGGGGAAAUCAUUUUAAUUAAUAAAUAUAUUCCAACUCGGUCACAUAUUUACUAAAAUUAUCAUGUAUGUUUAUGGUAAAUAUCUUUAAAGCUUUUGGUACUUUCUACAGCUGUACAGAUUUUAUGUUGUCAACAAAGUUUUAGAUGCGUGCAGAUUAAAUCUGCUCGCCGUAAAAUAGGUUUCAAAUUUUGCUUACCAUGGUUGAUACUAAUAUUAAUUUUAGGAUAUUUACUAAAGCGUAAACGUUUGCUUCAAUAUGUUUUGCAAGUUAUUCAGGUAAACACCAAAUUGUAGAAGUUAUCAGAUGAUUUGGUUCAACUUGUACUAAAUACUGAGACGAACGUUUCAAACCAAGCGACCAAAAAUAUAUUUCUAACAAUAUAAGCCUUAUAGAUGUAGACGUAUAAUAUAUUAAUAAAAUCCUUAUUACGUUAUGAAAUAAAUUUUAUAAAAUAUUUUAUUAAGACGUUAGGACUUGUGAUGAUAUAUUGUAAAGGUUUACAGAUUAUGAAUUUCAAAUUAAGUUCAAUAUUCAAAUAUAAAUGUUGCUGUCUUCCCACAAGAACAUAUUCGAGUAUUAUUAGUACUACAAUUCCUUUAUAACAACAUAAUUACAAAUAUUUUGGAUAAAACAGUCAUUGAACUUUGUUUGAACAGAAAAUUACAGGAAGGUGAUUAAUAGGAUUGUGAUAAUUUAUUUUUGUAAUGUGAAUGAUGAAUGGAUUUAUUUACACUGUAUAGAUUGUGCCUUUUUAUUUAUUUGUAAAAUGUUUUACACCCAAUUUAAACAUGUAUCAAUUUUUAAUAAUAAAAACUAUUCCUUAUACAAUU